Messenger RNA from Panicum hallii, 1585 nucleotides. RefSeq names its product probable protein S-acyltransferase 14. The record is from RefSeq and is a predicted model, not a curated record. Gene Ontology annotation, molecular function: protein-cysteine S-palmitoyltransferase activity. The transcript is spliced from 7 exons. The coding region runs from base 309 to 1226 and encodes 305 amino acids. Gene Ontology annotation, biological process: protein targeting to membrane; peptidyl-L-cysteine S-palmitoylation. Gene Ontology annotation, cellular component: Golgi apparatus; endoplasmic reticulum. NCBI's taxonomy places the organism in Eukaryota, Viridiplantae, Streptophyta, Magnoliopsida, Poales, Poaceae.
GAGAGGGUCGGUCAUGCGCUCGGGCCGGCGGUCAGCGCGAGCCGAGCCGCUCGGCUCGCGCUGACCGCCCUCCAUUUCGAGCUCGCAGCCGGUCUCCUGACCCGUUCCCCAAUCCCAACCCAAUCUAGACGAAGAAACGAAACCAGGCGAAUUCGCUGCCGCGGCAGGUAGAAGCCCGCAAACAAAGUCACGCGGCUGCUUUCGGGGCGCGGCCGUGCCCGCUUUUCUCCUCCUCGACGCCGGGGCGGUAGUGGUAGGUGAGAGCUGUGCCCGCGUGCCGCCGUGCCGUGGGAGCCGGAGAGCCGGAGAUGCACAGAUCGGGGACGGCGAUGGCGUGGAACGUGUUCAAGUUCUGCACGGCGUUGCGGGGGUUGGGCUCCAUCAUGAUCCUCCUCGUCCUCGGCAUCGUCGGCGUCACCUACUACGCGCUCGUCCUCUGCAACUACGGGCCAGCGCUGCUCGCUGCCACAGGGGCGCUUGACGCCCUCGUCGCGCUCGCCGUCCUCCUCCUCUUCCACUUCUUGCUUGUCAUGCUUCUCUGGAGCUAUUUCUCUGUUGUGUUUACUGACCCUGGUGGUGUUCCACCAAAUUGGAGGCCAGAUGUUGACGAAGAGAGGGCCGAAACUGCACCAUUGUCCACCACAGAGCUCAGUGAUACAGGGAGUCCAAGGAUCAGGUACUGCAGGAAGUGUAACCAGCUAAAGCCACCUCGGUGCCAUCACUGUUCUGUUUGUGGAAGAUGUGUGCUUAAGAUGGAUCAUCAUUGUGUAUGGGUUGUGAAUUGUGUUGGGGCACUGAACUACAAGUUCUUCCUUCUGUUCCUGUUCUACACUUUUCUGGAGACGGCACUUGUUACCCUGUCCUUAUUGCCCCACUUUAUUGCUUUCUUCAGUGAUGUUGAGAUUCCAGGAACUCCUGGAGCACUUGCAACCACAUUCCUGACCUUUGUUCUGAAUCUGGCCUUUACUUUGAGUGUCCUUGGUUUUAUGAUCAUGCAUGUAUCACUUGUUUCUGGUAACACAACAACAAUUGAGGCAUAUGAGAAAAAAACUACUCCAUUCUGGAAGUAUGAUCUUGGCCGGAAGAGGAAUUUUGCUCAGGUUUUUGGAAACAACAAGUGGUAUUGGUUCAUUCCAUCAUACUCAGAGGAGGACUUAAGAAUAAUACCAGCUCUACAGGGCCUGGAUUAUCCUGUCAGAUCAGAUUUUGAUGGGCAAGGGUUCUAAUUAGAUGAGUUCGAUGUGCCCAGUUGCCCUCUGUAUAACAUGUUUGAUGUUACAGCCAUGCCUUCAUUACCGGACAGUGUCUCGUGAUGGUCGGUCUUGUACAACAUCCUUCACAACUAACAUCAGUAUGGCUGAUCUACACAGUGCGAUGAAUGUAGAGGUAUAUAUACGGGGGCAUGCGAAUUCAUUUCUGAUGCCUAGUAAUGGAAGAACACGCGGGACUCCCCUGUACUUGUCACAGGAGUGAUCUGUUGUACAUUUGUUUUAUGAAUCUGAAAGAAGCUUGGAAGUUUUUGUGCUAGAUGUAUCAAGUAACAGAUGCACAAAUUAUUCAAGUUAUAUUCUAUGAACACUUGGUA